Molecule: messenger RNA, 11593 nt
Organism: Pocillopora verrucosa
Lineage: Eukaryota; Metazoa; Cnidaria; Anthozoa; Scleractinia; Pocilloporidae
Source: RefSeq, a predicted model, not a curated record
AUGGAAGAUAUUUCAAUUUUCAAGUGUGAUUCUUCCACUUUCACCCUGCGUUACGCCGUUCAAACUCUGACCGAAAAUCCAUGCAGUGGAUGCCGUAUCAACGAAACCAAAGUUCCCAUAUGUCAGCGGCGCCUGUAUGCUCCAAUAGCUUCGUGUAAAGAGGAGUCAACCAGGAUCUCCUUUAACUUAAAAGUAUGGCCAACGGACGAGAUUCCAGAUAGCGAAGCAAGCAACCAGUCAGCGGCAAGCUUCGAAGAUAGCCAUGAUUUCUUUACAAUGCAACCCCAAGAAAGGGCUAUCGUGUUGAAACUGAAAGAGGUGUCGCUUGUACAAUAUUCUGGCUUGGCUUUCAACUGGAGUUCUAACUCUUCGUCCUUAAAUUUUACCAUGGAUUACAGCAUAGACGGCUUUCACUGGGUCGACUACGUUGAGGACGAACGAGUAAAGGUUUUCCAAGUCCACCGCUACCAUCCAACAGCAUGUUUGUGCCGUAAGGUGCUCGCCAGGUACAUAAGGAUAAAGAUGACAGAAAAAUCAGAGUUUGCACCUUGGCUGAGUGGGUAUUUAGAUGCCACAUUUUGUUCAAUUACGGCCGGAGGAGAGACAACAGAACAUCGAACACAAACACGGAAAAGGUAUUCGACUGGCCUUUAUGAAAUGCGCAAGAAAUACAACCUAAAUAUGAAUGCGUCAGCUGUUGAUUUAAAGAACUACACGAGGUUAUACCUAGGUUGCCAUUGGGUAAACGUGAGCGCAGGAGAGCUCUUCCCCUCUGGACUCCCAAUUUACACUGAAACCGACGAAAGAAUCUGUAUUAAAACAUGCUCCAUGUUGAAUUACGACUACUCAGCGAUUCAGUCAGGACUCAUGUGUUUCUGCUCAAAUAAGUUAACCUCAAAUCUCACCGACAACCAAACGGAUUGCCUAGUACCAUUCUUCUCGGAUAAGUGGUAUUUAAGUGAAGUUGCUAUGCGCUUUUAUCGAGUUCCAACAGAGAAUGUCAAAGUGGAGAAAUUUAGUCUUUCCCAUCAUAAAAGAAGGAUUGGCGAAGGUUUGAACAUCACCGCCUCAGUGAACAGUGACAACAUGGGAUUGGUUAGGUUCACGGUCCAAUCCGGCGACGGAAAUGAAUACGUUUUCUGCGAUCCAAAAAUGAGACACUUCUAUACAAAUCCUGGCAAUUACAGUGUUUCUUUGAUCGUCAAAGACAUCAAAGGCAAUACCUUAACGUUCACAGACUCGAUCGAAGUCGCUGAUAAUCUUACAAAACCAGAGUUGGAGUGUCCAAGAGCAGUACCACAAGGAGAGGCGGUAGAAUGCAAAAUAAAACUUGCUCGAGCCCUCAACGUCACAGGGAAGGUCACUGUGGAAAACAGAGAGAUCACGCUACAUCAAUAUUCAGAUACCCGGAUGAGCAGUUUCGGUGCAGACGUAGCCCGAUAUUUUCCAGAACCCAACACCAUGCUAAAAAAAUUACUAAACAAGCCGAAACGGAUCUACAUCCUCACAAAGCACAGUGUGCAGGGAGAAGGUUAUGUGGCUGGGCUUGAGUUUAAUGUUAUCCAACCGGGUCCGAUUCGAGUCCUCAUUCUGAGGCGUGUGGAUGAAGUACAAACUUUAGCAUACUCUUGGAAAAGUGGAAUCAUAUGCUCAAAUUCAGAAAAGCUAUUCAUGGACUAUGGCUCUUGUUGCUCUACUUCAUGUAGUUCGAUGAGAAACAAUCUGGGAUCAGUAGCAAAUCUGCAGUUUGUCAUCGUCAAUGAAGUCAUCGUGGCCCAGAAUAUGAGUGCAGGAUAUCACUUUGUGGACUUUACCAACAUCACUAAGUUAAAAGUGCUUCCUGGGGACAUGAUUGGCUGGUACAGCAGCGACUUGUUUGGUAAAAUUGGAUUUGUUGAGGAAACUACGGAAGAGCAAUGUCUUGUAUACGAGGGAAUUGAGGAUGGUGUUAUGAUAGGGCAAAAGCUGACCAAUCGCGUCCAAGACUUCAAUUCCAACCUUAGUUUUGCACUAAGAGCAAAUUUUGUUCCAAAAGCGCUCUCAGAAGUGUCAUUCAAACUUGAAGAAAUAGGCCCACACAAACUUGUUGUUGAAGUAACAGACAAGUUUGGCAAUAUGGCAAAAAUGACAAGUGGAAACAUAUUGUGUCAGCGUGCAGUGCAAGGACUCUCAAUAGACGUACCUGAGGUUGCCUUGGUCGGUCAAGUUGUGUUCGGAGUAAAUGUCACCAACGGAACAAAUGUGAGAUAUACUAUAAACUCCGGGGAUGGCCGAGUGAUUAAUCAGUCCGAGAAUAUUGUGAAACUCAAUUGCACCACACCAGGGGUCCGUGACAUCUCUGUUAUAGCCUUCAAUGACGUUAGUGUGGCUAUUGGUGAGUGCAAAGGGCUGGUUAUAUUAAGUGAAGUAGAAAAUAUCACCAUUCAAGCAGAAGAAGUUGUCGCCACUAAUGAUACUUUCACGAUCAAAGUCACUAUUCGCCGGGGUACUGCUGUCUAUUUGAAUGUUUCCUUUGGAGAUGAUUCUCCAGGUUUUAAUAUAAGCAACUUUGACGUGAAUAACACUUUUACAGUCGCUAAAAACCACUCAUACGGAAGGAACGGAGUUUACCGCAUCAAUGCAACAGUUAGGAACUCUCUUUCCUCCGCGUCGGCAGUACAAAGCAUCACCGUCCAAACUCGAAUUGCAGAUUUGCAGAUCUUCGCACCAAGGGUAACCCAUUCAACUGACAAUGAAUUGGUUAUAAACAUUUCAGUGGCUCAAGGGACUGAUGUCAAAUAUGAAGUUUGGCUUGAAAAUGAGAGAAAAAAGACAGCGAACGGACUCAGUGUAACUGUGGUGUUCCCCAUAGGAGAUUUAAGGCCUGGUGUCUCUUUACUCAACGUUAGUGCGUACAAUCUGUUACAAAGCCUCAACGAUUCAAUACAAAUUCAUUUAGAGACUCCCAUUUCAGGAGUAUUGUUUAAGUUGAAAUCUGAAACUGAAGCAGUCCAAGUGGCAAAAAAUUACACUUUCGUCUUACGUUAUGACAAAGGAUCAAGUGUCGAUAUAACUUUGUGGAAGAAUAUCAACGAAGGAAGUGUAUCUCUAGCACUCCAAAACGAAAAAGAGGAUUUGUUUCACGCGGUCAUAUAUCAGACACCUGGAGUCUUCAUAGCACGUUUAAACUGUAGCAACGUACUUGGGGGGGUCGUCAAAGAGAGAACCGUGAUAGCUCAACAUCCUGUCAAAAACAUUUCCAUUAACACCAACAGUCCAGUACCUCAUCUACCUGGCAUUAUUAACAUUACGGUGAAGCAGGACCGAAUUGUAGCGACUAAUGCAACUCUGAUAUGUUCGUUUGGCGAUGGAGAGACUAGUGAGAGACUGGAAUUUUCUGGAGAACUCGAAAUUUCUCACAGAUAUGUUAUGGCAGGCGUCUACAAAAUAGUGGUGAACAUAUCCAAUUUAGCUUCUUUUGUGUCAAAGGAGGUCAUCGUUGACGUGGUGAAAGUCAUUACCAUCAUGAAAGUCAAUGCAAAAUCGUCCGCUGCUAACUCCGUAUCAAGGUCGCCUUUACCUCACAAUAUCUUUCCUACUAAAAGUCGAGUCCUCUUCGAAGCUGAACAUGAUGGAAAUAUGAGUGUAACACUCUUUAUUUUUAACUUUGGGGAUGGAUUUGAAAGGAAUGGUACAUCACACCGCAUUGCGGAAGAACACACCUAUGUGUCGAAAGGAGAAUUUAAUGUCACACUUAAAAUAAUACAUCAAUUUGGAGAAAGUUGGAAUUUCACAGUGGUUACGAUAAAGGAAAGCAUUGCUGGCUUAGCGAUAUCAGACAACGCGCCAACAGUUUUAGGAGAGCCCACCACAUUCUUCAUGAACUGGACUCAACUAGGAACGGGUACUCUGAUUCAGGUUGAUUUCGGCGACGGACAAAAGAUCCUCCUAGGAAAUAAAAGCAACAACACUGUCGCAUCACCUGCAGGCGUUGAUAAACCGAUUGAUGCUUCUAUGCAGAAUAUCACAUUUGAGCAUACUUAUAAUCAAACACGUCUUUAUGUUGUUCUAGUACAUGGAUGGAACGAUGUUUCUUCCAUGAUAAUCUCCCAUCGCUCUGUGACUGUGGAGAAAGAAUGCAGUUAUCCCAGUCCUCAAAUAUUAAGUGUCGGCACAAACAUUAGCAGCGCUACAAAUACCAAGAAAGAUAGGGAGCUAAUUAUCUACACGAGAACGAAGGUAAGCUGCCAAGCGACGUACAAGACUAUCUUUAUGUGGAGGUUGGAGCGUAAUGACUUCCAAGACAACCUUUCUAUCAUAGAUGUCGAAACGGAUUUAAACAAGCCAAGCUUAACCAUUCCUUUUGGUUCACUUCCAUAUGGAAUUAUCACCUUACGAUUUACAGCCAAAAUGAAAUAUUUCAUCGAUGGAAUUGAUACCAUUGCGACCGGGUAUAUCAAUGUUGUACCAGCGGCUCUCAAGGCCAUACUUUACGGUGGAGGGUUCCGCAAAGUCAGCUCUAAAAGAUGGUUUAGCGUUGAUGCCUUCAUGUCUGAAGACCCAGAUAUAGGGCGUGGAGACUUUACUGGAAUUAGCUUUCAUUGGUAUUGUAGACGAUUUUCCGAGCAUUUUCCCUCGAAUGUGGAGACACUUCCUGCCGUUACAUUUAAAAAAAUCUCCUUGCAUUUGGGAAACGAAGGAUGUGAAGGAAGUGGACCUGCAAGGCUUAACUACUCGACAUCCGUUUUGAAGAUUGCGCCUGGGAUGCUUCGGGAGGACACAAUGUACGUUGUCAAACUGGUGAUCAAAAAAGAUGCGCGAGAAGCUUCGUUUGAACAAACUCUUUCAGUUCUUGCGCAAGUCUUACCGGACAUUGCAAUAACAUGCGAAGUAAACUGCGAUUACAAGGUUAACACCAACAAUCGGCUGUCUUUGAGGAGCAAUUGUGCCAACUGCCGCCAAGAAAAUUUCACCUCAGUGUCUUAUAGGUGGGAACUAUACAUAAGAGAUCAAGUCACAGGCAACUGGACACUUGAUCCCGAACUUGAUUCCAAAACACUGACAAACAGUUCUAAACAAAAUUUAGUUCUGAAGGAAAACAGUCUGGAUGUUGGUAGGAGAUAUAGGCUCGUAUGUUUAGCAGGCAGUGAAGAAGGCCAACAAGGUCAAAGUGAACACCAUUUUAUAACAAAUGUCCCCCCUCGAAACGGAAGUUGUACAAUCUCUCCCAUAGAGGGAAGGGUGCUGACGACCUAUUUCCAUAUCAAGUGUGAAGGGUGGAAAGACAUGGAUGGGCCGAUCGUUUAUAAAGUCUUUCGUGGCAGAACGCUCCUACAUCAUGGAAAAGAGGCAUCUUUGCCUCCUAUGCUUUUGACAACAGGUCCACCUCAAAACAAUUACACAUACUACUUGACAGUGAAUAUUUUUGACAAAUUUCACAGUCACAGCGCAACAGUGUUAUCAGUGACGGUGAGAGAGGCAACGAUGUCCGCUCAAGAUCUUAAGUCCAUGAUGGCUGAAGACGGUCUGGUGACAAACAUGCGCAUCUCAGGGGACCUACAAGGUGUUUCCCAGUUCAUAAUGUCGGCUGCCUCAGUACUUGCAAGCCAAUCUGCUAAGGAGAAGAACAACAAUGUUACUGGAGGAGAUGGAAAACUUAGCCAGCUGCAGGAGGAAUUGCUCGGAGCUCUUGAUCAACUUGAACCUGAGUCACUGGACUCGUUAGGAAUGGUGCUGGAGGCAAUGUCAUCCGUCACCAGUGAUGUCACAGAGUUAUCAAGUGCAGCGCAGUCGAGUGCCUUGAGUAUCCUCUCAAAAACUGUAGCUACUCUCUCAACGAAGAAAAACGCUGAUUCGCUAGAGACAAUAAAAUCAAUCAGCGCUGGAGUAAUGGAAAACUUAGGAAACUUGUUUGGAUCCUCGAAAUAUGAGCAAGACAGGAAUACCCUGCAGAUGACGCAGUUAAAGGACAAGGAGCAAUCAAAGACAACUGAAGAAGAGAUGGAUAAUCUGCAUCAAGACAGCAAGGAAAUUAAGAAAAAUGCGCGUGCCGUGACUACGUCUGCGAUGAAAAUCCUGGACGACAUCUUAGACAUGAUCGUUGAAUUUGAAAUGCCCGAUCAAGAACCUCAACUGCUAGAAAGCGAGCGCAUGACUGCGCUAGUUUCGAAAGUUAGCACCGAAAGGCUCGCGGGCUCAAGCUUUUCAAUCGGUGAAGGAUCCUUUGUUUUGCCCUUUUCUAAAGACAUUGUUGACAUCUUGCGGGAUAAAGACUGCUACGUCGUAGCGAAGGGUCUUAACGCUAAAGAUAACCCUUUCAUCUGGGAUAACUCAUCAUCUGGCGUAAAGAGCAACUGCCUUGGACUCAAGUUUGAGGACUGCCAUGGGACGCCAAUCAACGUGACUCGUCUGCAGGAUCCAAUCGCUAUCACGAUACCACGUGAUGGUGCCGGCGAUUCACCCGAACCAGGGAAUUUCACCAUAGAAGAGAACACGAUGAAAACACAUAAAUUGAACAUUGACGAUCCCACUUAUGCAAUGAACGCUGUGAUACAGCCCAGUGCUGUUAACUGUCUCCACGAUUUCGGGAUCUUCCUUCGUAAAAAUAAGAAGCCGACAACAGACACGUUUGAUUUCAAUUGGACCAUGAGUGUGCCUCCCAAAGAGGCCGAGAGGAGAGACAGUUUUUCAUUUUCUGUUUCAAAUUAUCAAUUGAAAAAAUCGGCCUCUGACACUGGGGAAUAUUAUCUGGGCCUUUAUGCGACUCUCCAUGAAGAAUCCAAGAAGGACGAGAAAUGUCGGACAGAACUGAACUACACUUUGUUCACCUUUGUCUCAUCAUGCAACUUUUGGGACGAGAAAGAAGAACUGUGGAAAGCAUCCGGCUGUGAAGUUGGACCAAAAACCACCUACUCCUCUACAGAGUGCCUCUGUACUCACUUGACAAAUUUUGGCGGAGGCUUCUUGGUGGCUCCAAAUCCUAUAGACUUUGACUCGGCUUUGAAGGGUUUUACCGAUAUUGCAUCAAAUCCCACAGUCUUUGCCACAGUUAUCACUAUAUUUGGCUUGUAUUUUAUUGGAGCGAUCUGGGCAAGAUGGAAAGACAAGAAAGACUUACAAAAGGUUGGAGUCACUCCCCUAUUGUCCAAUGAUCCUAGAGAUACGUAUGGCUAUGAGAUCACUCUACAGACUGGUUUUCAACAAAAGUCGAGAACAACUGCAGACGUGUUCAUCCAGCUGUUUGGCACUCUGGGAGACAGCGAGCCCAGGAUGUUGAAGGAUCCGAAGCGUCCGAAAUUCGGGCGAGGGGAAAUCGAUCAGUUUCUGUUAACUGUUCCUCAGUCCCUUGGCACUAUCAAAGAAAUACACAUUUGGCAUAACAAUGCUGGAAGGUCGCCUGCCUGGUAUUUAUUUCGCGUGCUUAUCAGGGACUUACAGACCGACUCAAAGUGGUGGUUUAUUUGUGAUCGAUGGCUUGCUGUCGAGGAAGGCGAUGGUGCAGUCGAUCGAAAGCUUAACUUGGCAACCAAACAGGAACUGACCAGAUUUAACAUCUUAUUUGUGAAUGCUACCAGAAAAAAUCUCCUAGACGGACAUCUUUGGUUAUCAGUGUUUACACGCCCACCAAAGAGCACUUUCACUCGAGUGCAGCGAUUGUCUUGUUGCCUCUCAUUACUGUUAAGCACAAUGUUGGCAAACUUGAUGUUCUACCAAGUCGGUGCGGAUGACGACUCAGCCGCAAGUCAAUCGAUAUAUAUUGGACCAUUUAUUUUUAGCGUGAGACAGGUAAUGAUUGGCGUGCAAAGCAGUUUUGUGGUGUUGCCAGUGAACUUGAUCAUUGUGACGAUAUUUCGUAAGCUUAAACCAAAGGAGGAAAACUCAAAGUCAAAAAAGUAUGAAGAGGUUGUAGAAGAAGUGAGCUCUUCAAGCCCAACAAUGGGUUACCAAGACUUUCCUGUAAAAGCAGCUUCAACGUCUGAAAGCCGUGCAAGAGACGUGAUUAGCAGUAACUUACAAAUGGCAGAGAUUACUUGCCCUGAGGAGAGUGACAAUCCCAAGAAGAAGGACCUGAAUUGGAAGACAUUAUUGAAAAUUUUCAGUAGGGAUGAUGACGAUGAUAACACGAAAAAAGCGAAGAAGAAGUUCUUGUUUCCACAUUGGUGCAUUUACAUUAAUUAUCUGUUAGUGGCCCUUUCUUCGCUAACGUGCGGGUUCUUCUGUAUGCUGUACGGCUUCCAGUUUGGGAAGGAAAAAUCAGACAAGUGGCUCACAUCAAUGUUAGUUUCAUUCUUUCAGUCCAUCAUCGUUAUACAACCGUUCAAAGUGCUUCUUUUGGCAGCGUUCUUUGCGUUGAUUAUAAAGGAUCCCAAUAAAGAGGAGGAACAGGAACAAGAAAAUGUACUGGAUCCUGUAUUGAACACUGACGAAGAGUUUAUCGAGGGUGACGCAGAGAAGGAACCACGUAAGAUCGGUCUACAAAGCAAACCGCCGGACGCAAAGAAGUUGGAAGCUGCAAGAAAGCUAAGAUUAAAACAAUGUGAAAUGAAAGCAAUCAUUAACGAGAUCGUCACACAUAUUUUGGUGGUCUGCGUUGUGCUGGUCGUUGCUUAUGGCAACCACGAUAACAGAUCAUUUGCAAUGACUGAAGAAGUAAAAAACGUCUUGGGUACCAGUGAUUCAAAUAUCGUAUCAUUUAACGGGUUGACGAGGCAAGAAGCUUUUUGGCACUGGGUGGAAAACCUAACUGACAGUCUUUUUCCCUCGAGUUCAUCAGUCGACUACCCUUAUAUGGGCAUAAUAAAGAGCGGAGAAGUUUCGAACGUGCUGGGGCUUGGUCGCGUUCGACAACUAAGGAUUAAAAAGGAUACAUGCAAAGUUCCACUGGUUUUCACAACGUUUAUAACAGAAUGUAACGAUUAUUAUUCUUGGUCAAACGAGGAAAUGAAUGACUUCCUGCAAGGCUGGUCACCUCAGAACAAGACCAAACUCGAAAAAGGUAAAGAAACAAAACAAAUCUCUCCUUGGCAGUAUCAAAGCACUUUGGAAGCCAAUAGUUUUCCAUACUUGGGGAAAAUGGCUUCGUAUAGAGGAGGAGGCUUUAUCUUUGAGCUUGGGCCUGAUGGAGACGCUGUUUAUGGCGAGCUUAAAAAAUUGGAGACUAGCAACUGGAUUGACAGAUACACUAGAGCACUAUUUACUGAACUAAGCAUCUACAAUGUGAAUAUUAAUCUUCUCUGCGUGGCGACUUUGCUUUACGAAGAAUUACCCACUGGUGGUGGGCAACCUUUCGUCAACGUCCAAACAAUUCGCGUUUACAGGUACAUUGGGAAUUUUUCAGCUGCCCUCAUGGCUUGUGAGGUCAUAUUUGCAUUUUUGCUUUUAAACUGGAUCCUGAGAGAUGGCAAGAGGCUGUGGAGACAGAAAAAGUCCUUUUGGAAAAAUGUCUGGAACAUUGUCGAUAUUGCAAUAACGUCCCUUUCUGUGGCGUCUCUGGUACUCUAUUUCAUGCGACUUGUUUUUCUAACUUCAACUGUUGGAAAGGUGCGAGACGAUCCCUCGAAAUUUGUCAGUUUUCAGUACGUGGUGCUCUUAAACGAAGGAGUUAAUGCCAUGGUCGCAUUCGUCGUUUUGCUGUUGAACCUCAAGUUUCUUCGCUUAUUGAGAUUUAAUCGGAAGAUCUCCGUGUUAUCCAUGACAAUUAAAACCAGCGCCAGCAAGCUUGCCAGCUUUAUGAUAAUGUUCAUGGUGAUAUUUUUGGCCUAUUGCUUCCUAGUUUACCUCGUAUUCGGUUCUGCACUUGAAGAGUAUCGCUCCUUCAUAAGAUGCAUGGUAUCUUUGAUGUCCAUGGUACUGGGAAACUUUGAGUUCUAUGAUUUGGUGGCUGUUAAUGCUGUGAUUGGCCCAGCAGUCUUCUUCACUUUCAUGGUUGUGUUCCAGUUCAUACUUAUAAACAUGUUUAUUGGUAUUCUUUGUGACAGCUUCAACGAAGUUCGCUUUGAUUCGGAUAAACAAACCAACGAAUACGAAAUCUUGCAAUUUAUUUCCAACCGCAUGAAAGCUCUAGUUGGAAUGUUCGUUGAACCACCUAUUCGACCGGAGUAUAAUUGGCCCAAGAGCGAUUUGGAAAAGAAGGUAGAAACGAUAGAAGAGAAAGCUGACACUACUAUGUACUUUAUGCGAAAUUUGUGUGACGAAGAUGUGCGCCAAAUAAAAUGGUUUCAACCUGACCUAUGGUCAAGAAAGAAGAGCAAAGUUGUGUCACUCGUUCUAAACUCGGAUGCUGAAAUCCUGGAGAACGACUUGUGCGACGGGAUUGAGGCUAUGAACAACGUUAUUGAAAAAUGUUCCGAGAACGAAUUGGACAGGAUGAUUGCUACCUCAAGGUUGAAAAAGAGGAUUGAGUCUGCGGUUGCUUCAGUCAUGAGUGGGAGUCUGGUGUCUGUUCAUGAGGAACCGGAAGAGGUGAUCUCGCAAGCUUCUCAAGACAUUCUUAAUGAACAUGUGUUAACAGUGCAAGAAAUGCAAGGCUCACAGGAGCAAGGCUCACAGGACAUGUCCGAACACAGUGAGAGGGAAUCUGACGAAGAGGAGGAGGAUGAGAAAGAAAUCGAGGAGCAGUGGGAAGAGGAACUUGAGUUGUUGGAAGAACAUCUUGAAAACUAUACAUCGCAGUAUCAACCUUUCAAUACACCCGUGGUAAAUAGUGCUCUUUCGUUGAGGGGAGUCUCCGUCACAGGCAUGUUCCAAGGUACGCAAGACGUCGCCUACAGCAGGGAAGUGGACGAUAGCGUAAUGAAAAGCGUGGCAUCCCUGGAAAUUACUUCUUCCGCAAGACCGGAGCAGCUCGAAGAAACCCAAGGUAUUAUUGCAGAGGUCAGAUCGCAAAGCAGUGAAGACGAGAUGGAGGAUGAUGUCUUCCAAAAUAGUUCACCACAGAGUGCAGUGGGAAAUACCUCUCCUACUUGGCAAAGCAUUUCAGCAUGGGCUCCUGGGAGAAGUACUGGGAACAACACCAUAGUAUACGUGGAAAAUGACAACAAAGAAUCUGGGUGCAGUGGAAAUGAAGACUAUACUACAAAAGGAGAAGAAGAGAUUGUUUCAAAAAGGAGAGAAAGCGAGGCCUAAACAUAUUCAUGCUUCUUGCAGCGUAAUCAUAUCGUUUAGAGACUUCAACGAUCGAUAGCUUGGUUUCGAUUUGCUCGAAUACUUCUCUUUGGACUAACCGGUUAACAAUUACCUAACGCAUUAUCAUCAAAUAUGUUUAUGUCUAAAUCAGAGAGUUGAAUACACAUGUUCAACAAGUUCAAGGGUUCAGCGAACAAAAUGAACCACCAAACACCAUAGAAUAGCGCCCCAAGCAUUAGCCGAAAUAACAAAUAGAAGAUACGAAAUAUAUCUUUAAAUUGAAAAAAAAAAUGCACGAGCCAACAAGUUUCUUAAUACUUAAUGGUUGAAAAUGUCUGACACAUCCCUGUAGAUGAUAUGAAUUUAGCAAGAAUAAUGUUAAGCUGAUGUCUUUAACCACAAGUAGUAGUUUAACAGGUUUGACUCAAGUCGGUAACCAUUUAAGCUUCUCGUCGUUACGGGGACAUUCUCAUGUUUAUACACAUUUACG